AUGAGAAAAGGUCUCCUCAACCGUUGUUUGGCAUCCUCGUCGUUUAAAUCAUGUAUAUGGAAUGGAAAGAAAGAUGGGAUUCCGAAUCAUUAUGGGAACUUGAUGGAAGCACGGUGUCAUCAUCAUGAUGGAUUAAAUAAUUAUUUUAAAAUAUUUCAUGAAUCCACUCGAGAGACUUUUAGACAUUUUUCAAUCACUCACACUGGCAACAACAAUUCUACGAAUAUAGCAUUUCAUUCGGAACAUAGAGGGCAUAUCAUUUCUCAAACAGAUUUACCAGUUUUCAAAUUUUCGAGACAACAUUUACUCAUCUCAAAAAUUAAAAGAUUUAUGAAUACGUCUAAUCUGUCAAAGAAAUGUGUUUUCUUUGUAGGACCUGAUGGUUGUGGAAAAUCACAUACCAUUGUAGAUGCAUUGAAGAAAGUGGAGGAAACAAAUCCAAAUGCAGUCUCAAUCUAUUUAGAUUUUGAAACCUAUUUUCUCAAAACAAUUCAGGAAAUGGAAUCUACUCAACUACCUAUAGAUUUUGAACAUUUUACAGAUUAUUUCGAUAACACAUGUCUCGAACAAUUGAUAAAAUGUGCUGACAAAGCAGGCGACAAAUUGCAAGUUUCUGAUGUUGAAAAGAUUCUAACAGAGAGACUCUCAAUUAAUUAUUCAUUCUUGAAGAUGAUCGAAUCAAGAGACGAUUUAAUCAAUAUAAUAAUUCAUGAUGAAGACAUGAAUCAACUCUUUCAAAAGCUAAAGAAUUCAACGAGUACGGAAGAUGUUGGAUAUGACAACAGGUUUUCACAACUUUUCCAGAAACUUUCCAUGUAUUUACCUUUUUAUGAUAGUCCUGUCAAGAACAGCCUCCGACUAGCAAUUGAUACUCUAGCAUUUGUAGAGCUUUAUUCUCGAUCAAAAAAGAGAACUGGAAUGGAAGUAUUAACUUUUUUUUUCUCAACUUUAGAAUUUAUGGCCAUCUCUCUCAAUGACAUACAUCCAAAGCUAUUCAUCAAUGGAUUGCAAUAUCUGGACGUCUUCUCCAAGUCAGUCGCUCUACUCUCACGAAAUGAUAUCCGACAAUUUCAAACUGACAUUCCAGAAGAAAUUUAUUCCAACGACGAUCGAGGAUCCAAUCUUCACGAUGCCAUUCUAUUGAGAAUGGUUGCUCUUUACGUAGAUCCCUUUAUUCCAACAUUGAUUGAAGUGAGUGGAAAUUAUUACAAUUACCAAAUGAGAGAAGAACUCAAAAUGGAUAUGGAUCAAGUGAUAUUUGUUGAACUCAUUGAAGAAAGCAUAUCUGAAGCCAAGCUUUCAUAUUCCUAUCUUUUCGAUGAAAAAAUCAAUGGAACGGAUUGUUUUGAGCAAAUUUAUGAUAUUGUUGGAGGGAAUCCCAUCAUGUUAAAAACAUUUUAUGAAAAGUACUACACUCCCUUAUAUUUAGAGUUGAAAAAUUCUUUCCACAGUGAUAUCAGAGAUGCUACAAAAGCAAAGUCAACAAAUUUGUUCACAUCCUCCUCCUCUGUAUAUCAACAAGCUAUUUUAAAUUACCUCAAUGGAGAGAAAGAGAAAUUUGAACGAAAAUUACACAUGGCCCUUCUUCUCACUGCCAGAUAUUUAGCUCUCAGAGAUUAUCAUGAGCAUACUCUAAACCGUUCUCUCCUUUCCAGAAAUACACAAACCUCAAUUCAAGAAAUUCAAGAGCUUUCCAUUUUAGAUCAACGAGUACAAUUCACACUCCAUGAUGCCAUUGAAAAAGUCUUGGCCCUCAAAGGCGUCAUUUAUCAUUUCAAUAUUGAACAAUUUGAUACAUUUAUUCCUACUGUUGGAGCCAGUGCCUUACUCAAUUCUGAACUCUUGUAUUAUCAACAUCAUGAAUCCAUGUUAAGACCCUACGAUCAAUCAUACUAUUCCUAUUUUGCUAAAACUCUUGAAGACAUGGAAGCCAGUUGGUCGUGGUGGCAACGUGUGUAUUAUCGUACCAUUUGGCAACCAUUGUUUGGAUUGAAAAACGUGAACCAAUACCUUGGAAAGCAUGGAGACCGAAAUGCAAGACAAGCCAUGAGCAGAUUUGUGAAUGCCAGUCAAUUUUAG
Naegleria lovaniensis is the source of this 2079-nucleotide messenger RNA. RefSeq lists its product as uncharacterized. Lineage: Eukaryota; Heterolobosea; Eutetramitea; Acrasida; Naegleriidae. The transcript is spliced from 2 exons. The coding region runs from base 1 to 2079 and encodes 692 amino acids. The record is from RefSeq and is a predicted model, not a curated record.